Messenger RNA from Carcharodon carcharias (great white shark), 3034 nucleotides. It is a transcript of the gene snx21, whose product is annotated as sorting nexin family member 21. Gene Ontology annotation, molecular function: protein binding; phosphatidylinositol phosphate binding. The record is from RefSeq and is a predicted model, not a curated record. Gene Ontology annotation, cellular component: early endosome membrane. Lineage: Eukaryota; Metazoa; Chordata; Chondrichthyes; Lamniformes; Lamnidae. The transcript has 4 exons. Gene Ontology annotation, biological process: protein transport. Bases 540 to 1613 code for a protein of 357 amino acids.
GCAACGUGAAGGAACAGCCCUAUCCCGGGAACUCGCUGCAGAGUCACGGAGCCGCCCAGCAGCAGCUUACCAGCUGAAAGUUCACUGCGAAACUCCCUGCCGUGUCUGCUCACCGCUGGCAAACGAGUCAAAAGUUACUUCAAACGAUUGCAACCUCUCCUAACUUUUUACAUUUUUUCGCUGGCCAGUGGAAAGGAUUGUUUCUCACUCUAUCUGAGAGUCCAAGUCACUGCGAAUCCUGAGGGAGCUGACAUUGAACAUUUGGCUGCUUUGUAGUUUUGUGCAAUACGAACGGGCCGGGAAUCUGAGUGGCGCCAUCGAGAACCAGCAGCGAUUUUUUUUUCCCCUUCUCCGGAGAUACGCGGUGCGAGCAGUCGAAGUUUGGCUCAGUUCACAAAGCUCAGGCUCCUUGAAUUCCUCACUGCUCGAGGGCCUCACUAUUUGCGGGAUGUUGGGCAACCUGUCAUGUAUAGAGUUCAUAAUAUGUAACCCGGCCACUGGUUUCUGAUUAUUUGUAUCUUCAAGUUAAAGAGUUUGGCAUGGCAUCGAAAAUCCUACGCAGGUUUCAAAAGAAGGUAAGAAAAGUCAACACAACAGAAGAAUCAGCAGAAGAUUUUCCUGAAAGAUCAGAACUUGAUGAUGACACUGAGGGAUUAUCUGCACGUCUGAGUGGAACAUUGAGUUUUGGAGAUGCAGAUGUGACAGAUGAGGACUAUGCCGAAACAACUGCAACAAACAGUGACCCUGACUUUUUACACAGUUUUGAGAGUGAUGGAUUUGAAUAUACAGAGAAUCUCUUGGGUGAGUUGAAACCAUGCAACAUGCUCACUAAACAGCUCCAGGAAAAUUGGAAGAAAUCCAGAGGGAACCUCAUCGUUGAGAAGCUGAUUUUUGAGGUCACUAGUGCCAACGUGGUCCAUGACUCAUCCUCCAAAUACGUGGCCUACACCAUACAUGUAAUAAAGUCGGGCAGCUUCGAUGAUAACAAGGCACUUAUUGUUCGGCGUUACACAGAUUUUGCAAAAUUGAAUGAAAAACUCCACAAGUAUUUCAAAGAGGAGAUGGGCAAUGUGGUGUUUCCAAAGAAGAUAAUCCGGAAAAACUUCACACACGAAACCAUAGCCAAACGCAGCCGGGCUUUUGAACAGUAUCUCCAGCACAUCCACUCAAUCAUGGACAUUCGCAGGUCCAAAGUAUUCCUGGAGUUCUUUUAUCUCCGAGAUUUAAAAGCAGGUCAGGGAUUAUUGCGUGGGGGUAUGUGUGAGGAUGCUAUGGAGAUGCUGGUCAAUGCUCUUCAUUUGCAGCAGAAGCUGUGCUCCUGGGAUACUGAGCACUUACUUUUCACUCAAGCUUCUAUUUCUCUUUGUUACCAAGAACUGGAUCGCUUGGAAGAGGCCCAGGCCUACUGUGAACAGGCCUUACAAACAAUAGACAACCAGGAAAAUCAUCCACUAUUAGUGCCUUUACUUCAUUCCAACAUCAGACUCUCCUGGAAAAUAGCUAAAGACAAACGUCAGUCCGAAGCCAAACUCCAGCAAGUCCAAGAAGCAGGGAUAGAUGUUUUAAAUCAACCUAGUCUUAAAGAACAUCUUAUUAAAGAUUUUUUAGAGUGAAUUAGACACAACUUGAUGCUACAUGAGGGAUGGAGGGGGCUUCUCUGGGCAAAUUUCAGUUUUUAUUAAAACGUAUAGUUUCAUAUCUGCGAGAACUUUAAAAGGAACCAAAUUUUAGUCAAACAAACUCAACUUUCCUGUGUAUUGUAUGCAGCAUCUCUGAAUAGUGUUACAGAAAAUAGUUGCACCUUUCCUGGUUUCAGGAGAGUUAUGACAUAAUGUAGGUGAUGUAAAACAGUGCGCAGUGCACCCUAACAGGAAGAUUUACUGGUGAUUCACCCUAUAAUGUGGUUCUAAUCUUAAUCUCGGUUGAUUCAAAGAACACAUUUGGCAGUGCACGCCAGGCUGUUGUAGGUGUAGCAUGAUUUCUAUGUUCUUUCAAAACCAAACAGAUUAAGGUUGCAAUACUGGGUAAAUUCCUGAUAGAAAUAUUAGUCUUAGGAGCUGUUCAGUAACAUGUAUUCAAUCUCUUUCAAUGAUUUGGAGGUCACAGUCAAUUUAUUGAUGUGCCUACUGUCUAAACUUUGCUUCUAAUUCUCAGUAGUUGCUGUACAUUCUUUGCUCUUCACAGUGAGCAAAACUACUUGAGUAUAACUUUUGUAGAGUGUAAUUUGGCUGGUUGGGCAGUGGGGACAGAGAGUGCAAUAUGUUAGGAUACUGCUACAUUUGAGACUGUUAUUUCCAGAGGAAGGAAGUAAAGACAAGUACUGGUACUGAGCUAUAUUGACCAGAUGGCACCAGGUUUCAUCUUCCAUCUGCAUGGAAGUAGCUAAUCACAGCUGGGGCCAUAAUAGGCCAUAGUGUCAGCUUUAGACAUUGGAUAAGGAUAGGGUUGGACUCUGUUAUUACCGUCAUUGCUGAAUAGCCUGUCAACACUCAGUAGUUAGGCUCACAUGUAAAGUUGCCCCUUGAGCGAAGUAAUGAAAACCUGCUGGCCUGUGGAGCUAUAUCCCAAAAUGAGAUGUUGGCCUUCAAGAGAAAUUGAGUGGAAGGUAGACAUGUGCUUUUGGAGCUUGUUUCAGUUGACCCUGACAAAUAUAAGUUACAACCUGCUAAGUGAAGACAGCCUCAUGCAUGUUUAAAUAUUUGCAGCUGUCGAGGCAGAAAGAAAGUGGAAAACCUUCACAAUGGAAGGGCUAACAGUAACUGUAAAAAAGACCUGCUUCACUUGGACACCACGUAUUUGACUGCUGAACCUGAACUUUCUAUCAACAGAGUAUAAGGAAGAGGAUGUUUUCUUUGCAUCAUGCAACAUAUGGCAUUUUUAUAUUGGAGAUAUUACAAUAUACCAGUGUUUAUAGUGAGAGGCCAGUCAAUUGAAUGAUGAAAAAUAACUUGUAAAUAUUUCUAUGUUAACUAUUUCUAUCUGUAUUCUAGUUUCCUUUUAUUGCUGAUGUAUCAUUAAACUGCAGUGGUGCCCA